AUGUAUCCGCGCAUCACUGCGCACACCCCCGUGGUACAAAGCGCCACAUCGCUGUCCGCCUCUCUUUCAAGACGCCUGACGCUCGUCAAGCCACCGACGAUGGAUUGGGGUAAGAGCAACCUUUAUCUACCCCACAUCCAGCAAACACCAACACCAAGCAAGAGGAUCCACUAUGGUGCGCCACACGCCUUCCACAAUCCCUCCACCUUACUUGUGUUGCACGGUGGAGAUGGGUUGCUUGCUGCGCAAGAAAGACAGAGGUGCACUCUCAAUCCUCACGGCUUGAGCUUGCGGCGGCAGAUCGGAAGCUCCGACGAUGAUGGCUGCGACCUCCGGUGGUGUUCAGAUAAUGGUGGUGAAGAUUGUGGCCGACGGUGA
Microthlaspi erraticum is the source of this 378-nucleotide messenger RNA. NCBI's taxonomy places the organism in Eukaryota, Viridiplantae, Streptophyta, Magnoliopsida, Brassicales, Brassicaceae. The record is from the annotation of a GenBank genome assembly.